AUGGGUCUUCGGGAUUUCGUUCAUUCACGUGGUUACAGCAGUAACAUGACCAAUGAUAUUAUUACUGGCGAGGAGGGCUUGCUAACGUUAGCAUUGUCUGAUGAUUGGUCCCAUGCCCAUGCAGAGGAUCAGCUUUUUAAAAAACUCUUCAUCGGGUACAACAAGUGGUCCAGGCCUGUCCGUAACAUCUCUGACGUAGUCAUUGUCAAAUUUGGACUCUCCAUUGCCCAGCUCAUUGAUGUGGAUGAAAAGAAUCAAAUGAUGACAACAAAUGUUUGGCUGAAACAGGAAUGGAAUGAUUAUAAGCUACGCUGGAAUCCUUCUGAUUAUGACAAUGUAACAUCAAUCCGAGUUCCCUCAGAGAUGAUCUGGGUACCAGAUAUUGUCCUGUAUAAUAAUGCUGAUGGUGAAUUUGCCGUGACCCACAUGACUAAAGCCCAUUUGUUUCACACGGGGAUGGUGCGGUGGGUGCCUCCUGCUAUCUACAAAAGCUCCUGUAGCAUCGACGUCACCUUUUUCCCCUUCGACCAGCAAAACUGUAAGAUGAAAUUUGGCUCGUGGACGUAUGAUAAGGCCAAGAUUGACCUGGAGCGGAUUGAGAACACAGUUGAUUUAAAGGACUAUUGGGAGAGUGGAGAAUGGGCCAUCAUCAAUGCAGUGGGCACCUACAAUACCAAGAAGUACGACUGCUGCCACGAGAUCUAUCCAGACAUUACCUACUUCUUCAUCAUCCGUCGCCUGCCUCUUUUCUAUACCAUAAACCUCAUCAUUCCCUGCCUGCUUAUCUCCUGCCUGACAGUGUUGGUCUUCUACCUACCGUCUGACUGUGGCGAGAAGAUCACAUUAUGUAUCUCUGUGCUUCUCUCUCUCACUGUCUUCCUACUGCUCAUUACUGAAAUCAUUCCUUCCACUUCGCUGGUUAUCCCUCUCAUCGGCGAAUAUCUACUCUUUACCAUGAUCUUUGUCACGCUUUCCAUUGUCAUCACUGUCUUCGUGCUUAAUGUGCACCACCGCUCUCCCAGAACCCACAAGAUGCCGCACUGGGUUCAAUCAAUAUUCCUUGACUUCAUUCCUCGCUGGCUCUUCAUGAAACGGCCGGUGCCAGACCAAAAACACCAGCGUCUGCUGCUCCUUGGAGAGAAGAGCUGUAUUCCUAGCCUCAGUACCUCCACAUCUUGGUUGCAGCAGGAGACUGACAUAGACAGAGGAACCUACCCAGACAUGGAAGUAGGAGUUCCGCCCUCUCUGUCGUUAUCUUCCCCUACUUCCUUGCAUUUGUCUGACUCCGACCCCCUGCUCCAGAAGUACAGUCUACAGCAACAUGGGACCAGGGUCAAUUUCACUCAGCGUCCAACUAAGGUCAACAACCUAGAGGCUGACUCAAGUCUGCUCUUCUCCCCCAGUGUCCUACGUGCUCUGGAGGGGGUACAUUACAUUGCUGAUCAUCUUCGUGCUGAAGAUGCUGACUUUUCUGUAAAGGAGGACUGGAAGUAUGUUGCGAUGGUGAUAGACCGUAUCUUCCUGUGGAUGUUCAUCAUCGUGUGCCUGUUGGGGACAGUGGGACUGUUCCUGCCUCCCUGGCUCUCAGGGAUGAUCUAG
This is a messenger RNA of Chanos chanos (milkfish), 1599 nucleotides long. It is a transcript of the gene chrna2a, whose product is annotated as cholinergic receptor, nicotinic, alpha 2a (neuronal). The record is from RefSeq and is a predicted model, not a curated record. NCBI's taxonomy places the organism in Eukaryota, Metazoa, Chordata, Actinopteri, Gonorynchiformes, Chanidae. Gene Ontology annotation, biological process: monoatomic ion transmembrane transport. Gene Ontology annotation, cellular component: postsynaptic membrane. Gene Ontology annotation, molecular function: acetylcholine-gated monoatomic cation-selective channel activity; transmembrane signaling receptor activity. The transcript has 6 exons. Bases 1 to 1599 code for a protein of 532 amino acids.